AUGUUGGGGUCGGUCAAAGUCUGCAACCUCUCCGUGUGCCAGGAGAGACUACUAGAUAUGCGAGCUGUGUGGUUGGUAUGGAACCAUCAUCGUCCUCUAUCUCUUUGGGUGGUCUUCUACCGGUGCCCACCAGGGCCCGAACGUUGCCUGUUGGACAGCGACUGCAUCAAUGGUGAUGAUUAUGGUGGUGUUAACCUUUUUUAUCGACAUUUCCUGUGA
Messenger RNA from Perkinsus marinus ATCC 50983, 219 nucleotides. RefSeq lists its product as hypothetical. Lineage: Eukaryota; Perkinsozoa; Perkinsida; Perkinsidae. The record is from RefSeq and is a predicted model, not a curated record. The transcript is spliced from 2 exons. The coding region runs from base 1 to 219 and encodes 72 amino acids.